Echinostoma caproni is the source of this 537-nucleotide messenger RNA. NCBI's taxonomy places the organism in Eukaryota, Metazoa, Platyhelminthes, Trematoda, Plagiorchiida, Echinostomatidae. The record is from the annotation of a GenBank genome assembly.
AUGGGUGUGAGCGGGAUGUCACAGGCUCAGCGUGACACACGCGCACGGACGCACACACGCGGUACAUACCGAGAGACGCGAAAAAAGAUUAGUGGAUUCCGACCGUCCACUGCUUCGGUAGAACAAAUUUUUCAUUUGGACUAUUUUCCUCAAUCAACUAAUUUACCAAUUCGAAAAGUCUGUUUAUACGAUCAUAUCAACUCGCAUUCGCUAGGACCGAAUUUCCGGGUCCCGGAUGAUGCGACAAUUAAAUGCAGUGCGGUGCUUGCUGAUUUGGUAAAAGUGAAUAAUGCUUCAUUCACUGCACAGGCAGACGAGUUGGGCUUCUUACUGAAAACCCCUCAUAUGCGGGCCCUGCUCCAAACACACGAUGUGAUCGCGCAUGAAGUCUAUAGCGCUGAGGCUCUUCGAGUCACUCCACCCCCUUUGUCCUCGUUCCUGAACGGGGACGAUGAGGAUGAACAAUUGGAAGCUGAGGUCGAGCCGCACGUGACACGAGUACGACUAGUUCAAUUCCAAAAGAACACAGACGAGCCG